AUGGAAAACAAACCAAUUACUUCUCUAUCUUGGCAAGAUGAACUGAUAUAUGCACAUGGAACGAAACUCAUAGAAUCUACAAAUGUAAUGACGUUCGAGUCGCAAAUUAAAGGCGUACGCUCUUAUAACAACAAACUAGUCGUAUUUACAAAGAGAACAGUUAGCUUGCUAUCAAAAAGAGAAAAGAUCGAAUUGAUUUGGACCAAAACACUUAAUACAGACAUCAUAGAUGUAUAUUUGUACACAAAAAUAUGUAUUUUGAUGUCUAAUGGUAUUUAUAUUAGAAUCAAAAAUUUAAGCUUAAACGAAAUCGAUCGAUCAAAAAUUUUUAAUAAAACAAUUUUUUCGGGCCACAUAACAGAAAACAAGGUUUUGAUUGGAACAUUUGAUGACAUACACAUUUUUGAUGUAGAACAAGAUGAAUUCCCAAAAGAGAAAAGUGUUUUAAGAUAUCACCGAGGCAGAGUUUUUGACAUAACACUUACUGAGAACAAUUUAUUAUUUUCAUGCGCUGAAGACAGAAAAAUAUGCUUGAAUGGAACUACCAUCAUACAAGAUUACAGAAACUAUUAUUAUAAACUUUACUAUAAUGGCCUAAAACUUUACGCCUUCAAUAAAAAUGGGCAUCUGAAUAUUUUUGAGAAUAACAAUGUCGUACUUAAGAAAAAUUUUGGAAACAAUAGUCUUACUUCGAUUUUUGAAAAAUUUAAUAGGAUUUAUAUUGGUACAAAAACUGGUAGUAUUUACGAAGUUAUCAAUAAUGAAAUCAAGCAGAUUAGAGGUCCCCAUUCUAAUAUGAUAGGAUAUAAUCAAUUGUAUAGUAUUAAAGGAGUAACAAAACUUUUCAACUGUGGUGCAUAUUUUUAUAACAAUCAAAUAAUUUACAACAAGUUAGAAUUAACAACUUCGGAGUGUCCAAUAGAUUGUUUUGCCUAUGAAAAUGACAUCUUUCUAUUACGGCAUGAUUGUGUAGAAAUGUACAAUUUUAUAUCAGAUGAUUGCAAUAGUAGAUUAAUUUUAAAAUUUAAUAAUAGUAAGAUACAGUUUUCCAACAUUUCAGCUCAUAACAACAAAUUGUUCCUAUACAAUACUCAUAUUUACAUCAUAGUUUGUCUUUUAUGUUUCAGAAUCAUUCAAAUUACUAGAUGUGAAAAAAUAUUGGCGAUAAAAUCAGGAAUAGUCUGUGCUAAAAAUGGAUGCAUAGCCUAUAAAUCAUCACUUUAUAAAAUAUCAAACAGCCAAAUCACUGAUGUUAUCAUUCAUAAACAUAAUAUAUUUGCAAUUGAUAGUAAUGGGAAAUUUUUAACAAUAAACAUGGACAGCAUUUCAACAACAGAUACCAAUAUUUUAGAAAGAAAAGAUUUAUUGAAGAAUCAUGCAUGUAUUUAUAACAAUUCAUCUGUUAGUGUAGAUUACUUUCAACAAAAAUUGGCAAUAUUAGAUUUUUCAGACAUAUCGAUCAAGAAUAUAAUUUUGAAUAGGACAAAUUUGAUAGACUUGCGACCCAGAGUGCUUUACAAAUAUGCAGGAAACGCGAAUAAUGGAUUAUGUAUCAUCAAAAACGAAGUUUUUUCACUUAACAAAUCAAAAGAUAUAGCAACGACUUCAACAAUGCUGCUUGAACGACAUGGGGAUUCUUUAACCUGCUAUGAAAUCGACGUCAAACCUGAUAUUUCAGUUGCAUACUGUGACUUCACUGCUAAAAUAUCAAUACAAAAUUAUAGUUUGGUAGGGAACGAGCAUGGAUGCCUGUUCUUAAUUAUUUCAACGAAGAUGAUAGAUUUCAUUAGAUUAUUAGGAUCAAUCGUAGAUAUUUUUGAUGUAAAAGAUGCAUCAAAAAACAUUUAUCAAUUCUUUGUAUACACAAGACCAGGCCGUGUAUAUGUAAUCAGAAUAUAUAACGAAAGGCUUUUUAUAAUUAAAGAGGCUGUAUUUUCACACAAAGUCACAGCUGCAUUUAAGGAUCAGGUAUGUUUAUCCGAUGGAAGAAUUUUAAAACUCGAUAUAAACCUAACUUGUCAUGUUGCAGCCACUGUGGAUUCAUAUGUUACUGCAAUGAUUGAUAAAAUGGUUUCAUUCAAUGGAUAUGUUCAGCAUAUUGAAUCGAAAACAUCAAAAAAGAUUUCAAACUUAUCCAUUUUUAAGAUCAAAUGUUUUAGAAACCUUUAUGUUGCAGUUAGUGAUGAUCAUUCAGUAAUUAUUUUUAACAAAGACUUGAAAGUUUUAAACACAGCGGUACCACAUUCCGCUCAAAUAUUUGAUGUAUGCAUAUUUGGAAUGUUUAUAAUCACCGUGUCUUCUGACAUGAGAAUUUGUAUUUUAGAUGAAAAGCUAAAUACAAUCCAAUACCUCUAUCAUAACGUAAAAUUACCAAAAAUAGUUAUUGUUCUUAAUAAUAGCAAACUAAUGGUAUUAGGAGAAUCCAUUGAAGAGAUAGACUUCAAGCUUAUUGAAAUUGCUUUUGGAAAUCACAAAAUUAGUCUAUUAAAUUGA
This is a messenger RNA of Vittaforma corneae ATCC 50505, 2493 nucleotides long. RefSeq lists its product as uncharacterized. The coding region runs from base 1 to 2493 and encodes 830 amino acids. The transcript has a single exon. The record is from RefSeq and is a predicted model, not a curated record. NCBI's taxonomy places the organism in Eukaryota, Fungi, Microsporidia, Nosematidae. Gene Ontology annotation, molecular function: protein binding.